Manacus vitellinus (golden-collared manakin) is the source of this 2513-nucleotide messenger RNA. RefSeq names its product nuclear transport factor 2 like export factor 2 (gene NXT2). Bases 20 to 445 code for a protein of 141 amino acids. The transcript is spliced from 4 exons. The record is from RefSeq and is a predicted model, not a curated record. Lineage: Eukaryota; Metazoa; Chordata; Aves; Passeriformes; Pipridae. Gene Ontology annotation, biological process: protein import into nucleus. Gene Ontology annotation, cellular component: nuclear pore central transport channel.
CGCCUCCCGCCUCGCGCCCAUGGCCGCGUCCGUGGAUUUCAAAACCUAUGUGGAUCAAGCUUGUAGAGCUGCAGAUGAGUUUGUCAAUAUUUAUUAUGAGACAAUGGAUAAGAGGAGAAGGGCUUUAACCAGACUAUAUUUGGACAAAGCCACGUUAGUUUGGAAUGGGAAUGCAGUGUCUGGGCAAGAAGAACUAAAUAAAUUUUUUGAAAUGUUGCCAUCAAGUGAGUUCCAGGUUAAUGUGUUGGACUGCCAGCCUGUUCACGAACAAGCUACUCAAGGCCAGACAACAGUGCUCGUGGUGACAAGUGGGACUGUCAAAUUUGAUGGCGAUAAGCAGCGCUACUUCAAUCAGAACUUCUUGCUGACAGCACAGGCCACCCCGACCAACACCGUGUGGAAGAUCGCCGGGGAUUGCUUCCGCUUCCAGGACUGGGCCAGUUAGCAGGGACUGCCAGGGCAGUGACCUCUCUCAUUUGGCACGAAGGAGUCCACUGUGCAGGCAGCUGUUCUCCCCAGGGAACACACGCGCUCUUUGUGUUGCAUCUGUUGUUAUGGAAGGUCCGCAGAUCCUUCGGGGUUGGUUCCAGUGACCACGGCUUUAGUAAUAAUCUUAAAAUGUGAGAGGUUGCUCGUGUUAGUUGAAUUUAGUGAAGUGCUGAAGGCAGUGAGCUGUACUCGAAUCAUUCCUCAAAUGCCUUACAUGCAGCUGUGCUGCCGCUGCUGAAUGCUCAAACUCUGCUAUUUAAGUACAAAAUCCUAUUCAUAUACAAUUCUGACCAAAUGUAGUUUUUUUUCAACUUGAAAAGACCUGUUUUUACAGUAGCAUCUUCUUUUUUGAAGAAGAUGCUUGUGGCAUGUGGAUGGAAUUCCGAAAGCUACCUACUCCUGGUUGUAAGAGGCUGGGAAGGAUUGCAGUGGUUUCUACUGUUUGUGAAAGGAGCAAAUCUCUCAAUCCAUUGGAAAGGUAAUGUUACCUUCUCUGAUGUGAUAGAACUAAAUAAUCUCAUCGGGUUUCCUUCUGGUCUGAGCUUCCCAGACUUUGGUCAUGGUUAAUUUACAUGGAUUCACAUGUAGGGCAUGCUGAAUGAUUCGGAGCUCCUGUGCCAACAACUUGCCACAUGCAUGUAAAGGACUUCAAACUGAAUAUAUUUCUUUUGAAGUCUUACAGUGACCUAGAAAUAGGUUGGUAACAUGAUUUCUGUUUGCUUUAACUGUUCAUUCUGUUGCUAUGAGGUUUGGACUAUUUUUCCUAUGUUAAGUCUGCAGCUUUUGAAUCCUUUUUGUCUUUUCAAGAACCAUUGUAGUUACAAAGUGGCACUGAAAGUGUGUAUUACUGUGAAGCCUUCAAUUUUUCUCUUCAGUACUGUUAUUCAGAACAGGUGCUUGAAUUAUUUUCAAGAACAGCAGCUCUGCACCACAAACACUAUCUUCCUCUCAUGCAGGUUUUUACUGUAUUUUUCAUGUUCUUUGUAAACAUGGCCUUGAAUUAUUGAUUCUGGGGCGUUUUGUGUGUCUUGCUUUGAAUUUGCAGUUUAAAGCUUUCAGCUGCUUUAAAAUAGUUUUCAAGACUGCAGGUUAAGAGUGUCUGUCUUAACUUGGGAACUUAAGAGUAAAUCUGGAUAUCAGCAGAUUUGUUUCAAAUUGGUCUGUUUCUGUUUUAAGCUAAAAAACAAACAAACAACCCCCAAAAUGUAGCUGUAUCUGUGAGCACUUGCUUGUAACUAAAAAUACAGGAGGGGAGCUUGUAACUCCCAUCAUAACCCGUGUGAUAAUGACAACAGCAGUCUGAAAGCAGUUACAGCUGCAGCUCACUGGUUCUAUGGCUUAAAUGGAGAAAACUGUGAAAAUGAGCAAUAUCUGACAUGUGUAAAACAUCCUAAAGCAUCUGUAGUUUGCGAUAUAAUCCCACAAAUAACGGAGUGUUUAGGUGAAAUGGGCAGCUGUAUUUCCUUUUCAGGCCCUCUAGUCUUUACACCAGUAAGUUAGAAUUAGUAAUUUGUGUCUAUUCAGAGGCUGUUUAUGGUCAGAAGUAUUGUGUACCUAUUUUUCAGGCUGAGGAAUUUGAAUUCCUGCAGACCAGUGCAGGAACAGAAUUUUUGAAAACUGUAAAUAUUGUAAAUACGUUGUUAUUUCUGUAUGUAGUGAAGAAAGGAUCACUCUAUUUAAUUACUGUUUGUUCUUAAGAGAAUACACAAUGUUCAUAUAUUUGUAUUUCCUAUACAAGUUUGAAAAGACAACAUAACCCUAAACCUGCCUGUAACUGGUACAGCAUUGUUGAACUGUGACACUGGUGUGGUGUACUCUACUGGCUGUUUAAUUUGCUCUUGAUUGUGUAAGUGGUGUUACAGAUCUGCUUUGCAAACACAAAACAGGUUUUGCCUUUUAAAAUGUAGUAAUGGGUGCAACUGUAGCAUUGGCUUGUUGGACUUUGAAGGCGGUCACCAGAACACACACUUAUAUCAGUACCUGAUAAGAUUGUCAUGUGAAUAAAUACUUUUUGGAUAUUUUUA